This is a messenger RNA of Lasiodiplodia theobromae, 1407 nucleotides long. RefSeq names its product Histidine phosphatase superfamily clade-2. Bases 1 to 1407 code for a protein of 468 amino acids. NCBI's taxonomy places the organism in Eukaryota, Fungi, Ascomycota, Dothideomycetes, Botryosphaeriales, Botryosphaeriaceae. Gene Ontology annotation, molecular function: acid phosphatase activity. The record is from RefSeq and is a predicted model, not a curated record. Gene Ontology annotation, cellular component: fungal-type cell wall. The transcript is spliced from 3 exons.
AUGAAGUCCUCGUCGCUCGGUGCGGUGACGACCGUUCUUGCCCUCACGAAUCUAGUGAGCGGUGAAGAGAGUUUCGAUCCCCUCAAGCAUCUCGGUGGAAAUGGUCAAUGGUUUUCUGGACCCAAUGUCCUUGGUAUAGACCCGGCAGCCCCUGAGGGCUGCACCGUUGACCAGGCCGCCUUUGUCUCCCGUCAUGGUAGCCGCUAUCCUGACCCGGGAGCGUAUGCUGAAUGGACUGCUCUGGAGGCUAAGAUCAAAAACGCCACCUUCACCACAAACGCUACUGAGCUCCAGUUCCUCCACAAUUGGACGCCAGUGCUCAGCGAACCCUCGCAGCAAAUCGCCCAACUCUCGACCACCGGCUGGAAAGAGCUCUACGAUAUGGGCGCAGCCUUCCGGCUCGCGUACCCCUCGUUCCAGGCCUACAACACGCCCUUCUCCCUCUGGGCCAACGCCUACUCGUCACCGCGCGUGCUCAACUCGGCGCAGCUCUUCGCGCGCGGCUACCUGGGCCCCAACGCCACGGCGCUCGGCUCCAUCUACGUCGUGAACGGCAGCGACCCGCGCUCGCUGGCCAACAGCCUGGCGACGUCGAACCUGUGCCCGGCGUACGACGACAACGGCGGCGGCGCGCCCAAGGACGCGUGGGACGCGACGUACCUGCCGCCGGCGACGGCGCGCAUCAACAGCCUGCUCAGCGGCGACCUGGCCUUCGCCACGACCGACGUCGGCAUCUUCGCCUACCUGUGCGGCUUCGAGACGCAGAUCGUCGGCCGCCGCUCGCCCUGGUGCGGCACCCUCACCGAGGCCGAGUUCCUGCAGUACGAGUACGCCCAGGACCUGCGCUACUGGUACGGCAGCGGGCCCGGCAACGCCGUCGCCAAGGCUACCAUGCUGCCCUUCCUGCUCGGCCUCGUGCAGCGCUUCCAGGACGGCCCUAACGCGACCUACGUCGACAGCAACGGUGACAGCUGGACCCCGCCGCCGCUGACCGCGGCUUUCACGAAUGACGGCCAGGUGAGCCAGUUGGCCGCGGCCGUCGGCGUGUUUGACAACCUGCCCGACUUGCCCGGCGAUCACUUGCUGGCGAACAGGACCUUCCGCGCGAGCAGGUACGUGACGAUGAAGGGAACGGUGGGCUUCGAGCGCCUGAACUGCGCGGAUGAGGGUCUGUACAUGCGCGUGAAGCUGAACGAUGUCGUGUACCCGAUUCGGGGCUGCGAGGACGGUCCGGGCAGGAGCUGCGGGCUAGACGCGUACGAAAAGCUGCUGGGCGACAAGCUGGAGGCAGCGGGCGGCUUCAGGGAGGUUUGCAAUGUCACCGAUACGACGGUGCCUGAGGGCGAGGAGAAGACUACCUUCUUGUGGGACCGGGCGUUGCCCUUUGAGUCAUUGGCAAGGCCCUAG